GUCCCACUUGAGGCUCGUCACAUAAAACCAGCAGAGCUCUUUGUUUACAGCAGAAAGAAGUAGACGUCGACAGUAAGAUAGUGGAACUUUGUGUUGGUUAUCUUGAAUUAGCAGUCAUGGUGGCAAUGGCGAAGCGAGUGAAGACCUUUCAAAUUCAAUUUACGGACCCCAGCAAGACUUUUUACUGCGGGGGGGAGAAGAUGUCUGGCCGGGUCUCAGUGGAAGUGAACGAGGUGACCCGGGUGUCGGCGGUGAAGCUCCUGGCUCUGGGUUCCGCUAAAGUGGAGUACGCUAAAGGCAAGCAGCGGUGCCGACAGGCGGCCGAGUACCUCCGGCAUGAAGAGGUGCUGCUGCUGGACGAGCAGCCCGCAGACGCUGAUGGAUCAGUCGUCUUGAGGCCUGGCAACAAAUACGAGUACAUGUUUGGAUUUGAGCUCCCCCAGCAAGGGCAGCUGGUGUCUUCAUACAAGGGGAAGUUUGGCUAUGUGCAGUACCAUGUGAAGGCCAUGAUGGAGAGGCCGCAGCAGCCCAUCAUGGAGUGUAAGAAAGCCUUCGAGGUAGAGGAGCCCCUGGAUGUGAACACCCCAGACCUGCUGUCCCCCACAGGAGGCAGUAAGGAGAAGAAGGUCACCUGCAUGUUCAUCCCUGAUGGCCAGGUGUCCCUGAAUGCAAAAAUCGACCGGCGUGGCUUCUGUGAGGGCGAGGACAUUUGCAUCAACGCUAAGUUUGAGAACACCUGCUCCCGCAUCGUGGUUCCCAAGGCCGCCAUCAUCGCCAAACACACCUACCAGGCCAACGGGCGCACCAAGGUCUUCCGACAGAAGCUGUCCGCAGUCCGAGGGAACCACAUCAUCUCCGGCAUGUGCGACGCCUGGCAGGGGAAGACCAUCCGGGUGCCCAAGAUCAAACCCUCCAUGCUGGGCUGCAACAUCAUCCGUGUGGAAUACGCUCUCACGAUCUACAUCCACAUCCCUGGGAGCGAGAAGCUGAUCCUGGAGCUGCCUCUGGUCAUCGGGACCGCCGGUCUGGGCAGCCGCAGCAACAGCGUGAGCAGCCAGGAGGGCUCGAUCAGCAGCGCCUCCCAGAGCUGGGUGUCCCUCAGAAUGCCCUCUGAGCCCCCCAGCUACUGUGACAUCGCCCGUGACUGCCGGCUGGACCAGCCGCUCACGCCGCUGCUGGAUGACUUCGACGGCGACGACAGCCCCAUCUUCAUGAACUCGCCGACCUUCCAGUUCCCGUCCCCUCCGGCAUACACAGAGGGUGAGGAGGUCAACGGCAACGCCCGCAUGCUGCCGGUCUGCUGAAGAGAUUCUCGACUCUUGGUCCAGCUCUCAGGGACCGCUCAUCCAAAGCACUUGAAAAGGAGCAGAAGGCCCUAACAGCCAGAGGAGAUGUGUGUGUGUGUGUGUGUGUGUGUGAGAGGAUGCAGAAAGAGGCUCCUGCGCUAGGCUGUCUUCACUGCGCUUCACCGCCGACACGGACUUGUGUCUUCCUCCUGGUGCUCCUCGCGUCAAGGACCUGGAGGCCCGCUACAUUUCUGAAUUAGCUGUCCCUUCCAGAGGCUCAGAACUCUUAGGGUCUCACUGUCCAUUAACAGCCACUUUAAGACUUUGUUUUGGGGCCAAGCAUUGUACGUGUCGGCCCCCAGCCUGCUGUUACAUCUUUGCCUUUACGGGGUUUGUCCUUUUCCUCAUGGCGCUUUGUCAUUCCUGUAGAACCCUGCUCUGGGCACCAGAGGAACCAUGAUUUUUGCUUUAGGGAAUAAUGUUGCCUGUGAGCGUCACAGUGUGUGCAGAUAUCUUCCUGGGAUGCUAAUAGAACCUCAUGCAGCAUCCGUUCUUUUGUACCAGUGUUUGAAAGAAUUGUUUCCUGUAUUUUAUUGCACUUUUUGAUUGACUCAUUUUGCUCAAACACUGCCUUUCGGUUGGUUCUGUUUUAACAGUGUUUGAUGUGUAGAUAUUCUCCAGUUAAAACACUCUCAACUUGUUGACACCAUAUCUUUUCAUUAUAUACUCCGUGCAGAUCCAUACGAUCCAUGUGACACGCUGGGAUACCGUGAAAUGCACCUUAUGUGAGGAUUAACAUGUUUCUGAUCUACGACAACAUUUCACUGAGUCUCCACUGCAGGGGUGUCACUCCUUCAGGGCGCUAAGAAAAUCACUGUUAAAGACUGAUUUGUUGGAAGCUUUGUUUGCAAUGUAUCGUUGAUACUUAUAACAAGUAUUUUUGUAUGAAACCCUACGGGUGAUUCUUUUUUUAUUAAAGAAAGUUUGAAAAUA
Eleginops maclovinus (Patagonian blennie) is the source of this 2279-nucleotide messenger RNA. It is a transcript of the gene txnipa, whose product is annotated as thioredoxin interacting protein a. NCBI's taxonomy places the organism in Eukaryota, Metazoa, Chordata, Actinopteri, Perciformes, Eleginopidae. Gene Ontology annotation, cellular component: cytoplasm. The record is from RefSeq and is a predicted model, not a curated record. The transcript has 6 exons. Bases 117 to 1304 code for a protein of 395 amino acids. Gene Ontology annotation, molecular function: ubiquitin protein ligase binding. Gene Ontology annotation, biological process: protein transport.